AUUUGCAAUUUUAAUGAAUUUGCUCGCGCAUUUUUACUAGUUUUUUCCGCCGUCUUUGCUUGUUUGUGGAAGCCGCAUAAAAAAAUCUAUAAAGUUUUGCUAAAAAUUAUUGCAAAUAACAAAUUAAUUUCUGAAAUUUAAGAAUUAUAUAAAUAAAUACAAUUCUUAUAAACAGUGUUUUGUGCCAAUAGAUAAAUUACUAAACAAACAUAAAAAACAAAUAGCAAAAAACAAAAACUUGCAAGAAAAAUAUAUAAAAAAAAAUCUAAAUUCUAGACACAGAAGACAUUAUCAAAGAAUUAAACUUUAAACAAGAAAAGUGAAUAAAGGUGUUUUUUGUUAAACAUAUUUCUCACAAAAGAAAACUAGAAAAACUAUAACAAAACAAAUCUUCAACUAGAAAGACCACUUGUUUUUAAUUCAUUAUGACAAAAAGAAUGAAAAUGAAACGUGAUAAUCAUGAUGAUGGUCCCCAUUCCGAUAAACGUAGCCGUCGUAAUGACGACCAAGUUCGUGUUUUAAUACCCAGUAAUAUUGCCGGUGCUAUAAUAGGCAAAGGAGGACAGCAUAUACAAAAAAUGCGCACACAGUAUAAAGCCACUGUGUCUGUCGACGAUUCCCAAGGCCCUGAACGUACUAUAUUAAUAUCGGCCGAAUUAGAUGCCACCAUAUCGAUUAUAACCGAAAUGCUGAAAUACUAUGAAGAGCGCGAUAAUGAAUACGAUGUACGUUUAUUGAUUCAUCAAAGUUUGGCUGGUUGUAUUAUUGGCAAAGGUGGUCAAAAAAUUAAAGAAAUUCGUGAUAAAAUUGGCUGCCGUAUACUAAAAGUAUUUUCAAAUGUUGCACCCCAAAGUACAGACCGAGUGGUCCAGACGGUGGGCAAACAAAGUGAAGUUAUUGAUGCCAUACGUGAAGUUAUAACGCUGACAAGAGAGACACCCAUUAAGGGUCCCGUACACAAUUAUGAUCCCUUAAAUUAUGAUCGCAUAUAUGCCGAUGAAUAUGGCGGUUAUGGCAAUAUACCCGGCAGUAGUCGUCCCUCAAGAGAUGGUCGUCGUGGAGGCGAUAGAGGUGGUGAUUAUGGCCGCAGUGGUGGACGUAAUGAUCGCAGCCGUAGUGGAGGCCGUAGUCGGGAUAAUAAUCCCUUUAUAAAUCCCUGGGCCAAUGAUGAUGGUGGUUUUGGCGGUAAUGGAGGUGGUAAUGGCGGAUUUGGUGGUGGUAAUUUUGGUGGAGGCGGUAGUGGUUUUGGCGGUGGUAACUUUGGUGGUGGCAAUAAUGGUGGUUUUGGUGGCAAUGGUCCCAUGGGUGGCAAUAACUUUGGCAACAAUGGCGGUUUUGGUGGCAAUCAAGGUGGAGGCGGUGGUUUUGGUAAUAAUGGUUUUGGAGGCGGUUUUGGUGGUGCUGGUAAUCAAGGUGGUUUUGGUGGCAACAUGAAUCAGGGAGGUUUCGGUGGUCCCUCUAACAUGGGCAAUGGCAUGGGUGGUCCUUCGGGGUCCUCCGGCUUUGGUCCCUCGAAUAAUGUUCCCAAUAACAUCACCGGCAAUCUACCCGAAGGUCAUGAUCCCAAAAACAGCACACAAGUUUCCAUACCUAAAGAUUUGGCUGGUGCUAUCAUUGGCAAGGGUGGCGGCCGCAUUAGACGCAUACGCAAUGAGUCCGGUGCUUAUAUAACCAUUGAUGAACCCUUGCCCGGUUCCUCUGAUCGCAUUAUUACCAUCUCCGGUAAUCCCAAGCAAAUACAAAUGGCCCAAUAUUUGCUGCAACAGAGGUUGGUGUCAAACAAAGCCUAAAAUGUCCACGAUAACCAACGUAAACAUUUUUAAAACAAGCUAUUCCUUAAUAAUAAUAAUAACAACAACAAGAACAACAUCUUUAUAGUUAAGUAAGCUCCACCAAAAUAUCCAACUCCUCCUGUAUGUCAAAGGGCCAAUCAACACAAAAGAAAGAGAGAGCCCUGUUAAAAAGAUUGAGUUAGUUUUAUUAUAAAACUACUAGCAGCAGAAAUUAAGAAAUGUAUACAAAAAUAAUUUGUAUAAUUCUAACAUAAGAAUAAUAAUAUAAUAAAUAUAAAACAAACAAAUACAUAAUUAUAAUACAACAACAACACCACAUUUUAAGUAUAAAUUCUAAACAAUUGUUUUCUCCCAAAUAUUAUUACAUACAUAUUUCUUUUCUUCUUUCCUUAUUUAUGUUUAAGUUAAUUUUAUUUUUAAAACAUAAUAAUAUGGAGAAUUCAUUAUACAUAUUUCAAUGAUAAUUGAAAUAAUUAUAUGUUUUUGCUAAGUUAAUUGGCAUGAAAAAAGAAAAAAACAAAUUAUACUUAGUUUCUUUCAUUCUUUAAUUAUAUUUUUAAUAUAAAAUGUAUUUUUUUUAAUGUAUAAUUUUCUAAACAAACAAACAAAAUAAAUAAACGACAAAUACAAGCCCACCAUCAACAAAAAAAAGGCGCUUUUCUUUUUAUUGAUUCUUUUUUUUUUCACUUAUAAAUAAGUUUGUUUCAUUUGUAGAAACAUUUACUUUAUUUGUAUUUUUUUGUUUUGUGUAAAAUAAUUAUUAACAUAACAAAGCAAAACAAUGGAAAUUAAAAAAAAGGAGCGCCUUCAAAUAUACCAAAAUAUAAAGUAUACAAACAAACUAACAUCCAUUUUAUUAAAUUUUAUUAAUAAAUACUUUAACAUUUACUUCAACAAACAGUCGUUAAUCAAGUCAACUAAUUCUUAAUUAAAACACAGAAGAACAACAUGGAAAAACAAAAACUAAUUUAAGUUUUUAGUCUUUAUUCAUUUAAGUUUAUACUAAAACUGAUAAUUUUGUUUUUUGACCAAAAAUUACCCAAAAUUAUUAUUUAAAAAUUUUUCUGCAUGAAAAGAAUAAACGAAAUUUAUUAUGAAAAACAAAUAAAAUUCAAAAUAUAUUCUAAUUAAUUUUUAUAUUUUUUUGGUAAAGUUUAAUUAUGUAAGUUAACAUUUUCAAACGUUUGACUUUAUUGUAAACAUAUAAAUUAAAUGAACAAAAAUAAAGUAAAAUAAAAAGAAAAUU
This is a messenger RNA of Lucilia sericata (common green bottle fly), 3039 nucleotides long. RefSeq names its product heterogeneous nuclear ribonucleoprotein K (gene HnRNP-K). NCBI's taxonomy places the organism in Eukaryota, Metazoa, Arthropoda, Insecta, Diptera, Calliphoridae. The record is from RefSeq and is a predicted model, not a curated record. Gene Ontology annotation, molecular function: mRNA binding. Gene Ontology annotation, biological process: regulation of mRNA splicing, via spliceosome; regulation of transcription by RNA polymerase II. The coding region runs from base 426 to 1790 and encodes 454 amino acids. Gene Ontology annotation, cellular component: cytoplasm; nucleus. The transcript is spliced from 10 exons.